ACAUUUUCUCAUGACAUGACAGCACCCCUGAGCAUCGCCGUGGCAGCGAUCACCGCGCGUUGGCUGUCCAUCAUGAGCAGUGCACAUCUUCACAAACCCACCAAGAUGGUCAAUGGGCUGUCCGUGUACUACUCUGGGGAAAUUGCUGUGAUUGUGAUGGACUGCGGAGAAAACAGACUGAAUAUCCAGUUUUGUGAAGCCUUGCUGAGCCUUCUUGAUGAUGUUGAAAAAAAUGAGACCUGUAAGGGCCUUAUAACCACCGGCACUGGAAAAUUUUAUGGGAAUGGUCUUGACCUCGACUGGAUGUCUCAACAAUCAGAAGCUGUCCUAGCCCAAUUCUUCCACACCUUUAUGUCUUGUUUAAGGAGAAUUUUAUUUUAUCCAUUGCCUACACUGGCAGCCCUGAAUGGUCAUUGCUAUGCUGGAAGUGGCCUUUUGGCAUUUGCUCAUGACUUUCGAACCAUGCGGAAUGACAGAGGCUGGCUGAGUUUCAAUGAAGUCUUCAUAAAUCGCAGGUUUUCAGAAACUAACUACAAAAUGUUGAGAACAAAACUAGGUGGAGGUAUCAACUUUACUGAUGCUGUUCUUCUAGGACGUCGAUACACAGCUACUGAAGCCUUCAAUAGUGGUAUGCUGCAUGCUAUGCCUUCCCAGGGGCUGCUCAUCCCUGAGUCGAUUCGAGUCCUAAAAAGUUAUUAUGGAAAGAGUGGCUACCCACGAGAAAGCCUGGCAAACUUGAAAGCCGAUAUCUAUAAAGAUGUAGGGGAGUCUUUUGAUGUAGAGAUGCAACGCAUGCUGGAUAUGAAAUCUAAAUUGUGAAAAGGUUGUCUUUGAUGUAUUAAUUUACAUUAUAAUAUAUUCAUUUUAUGGAAAAAAGUUAGCAUGAUGCUCUUGAAGUUAAGUAGAUUUACUCAGAGAUUCAGAAUUUUUUGUGAUAUUGACAUUUUUUAUCUCCAUUUUAUGCCCCAUCUUACCAUUGUUAUUUCUUAGUGCAAAUGAAUUUCAUAAAAAAUAUUGAAACUUCAGCCUGAAAUUUGGCACACAAGUGCAAACCUAUAUAUGGACUAUGGAUCAAUGUAAGGAUUUUGACCUAUCUUUAAAAAAAAAAAA
Messenger RNA from Aplysia californica (California sea hare), 1110 nucleotides. RefSeq names its product enoyl-CoA delta isomerase 2, peroxisomal. NCBI's taxonomy places the organism in Eukaryota, Metazoa, Mollusca, Gastropoda, Aplysiida, Aplysiidae. Bases 16 to 819 code for a protein of 267 amino acids. Gene Ontology annotation, biological process: fatty acid beta-oxidation. Gene Ontology annotation, molecular function: enoyl-CoA hydratase activity; delta(3)-delta(2)-enoyl-CoA isomerase activity. Gene Ontology annotation, cellular component: peroxisome. The transcript has 5 exons. The record is from RefSeq and is a predicted model, not a curated record.